CACAGCUUAAAUGUAACCUUAAUUUCUAACAGAGCAGAUUUGUAUUGGACAAUCUCCAUGGUGACCCCAAACGAGUGUAAAACCACUGACUGAUGUGCAGCAGCAAAAAGAUCUGGAAGCAAGGAACUGUGUGGACAAAAUGCCAACUAAAGCUCAAGAGGAUGCUGUGAUCAACAUGAAGUCUAUACAGGAUAUCUCGAAACAGCUGGGCUUUGAAUGGCCAGUUCUUGCAUAUGAACUGGGCUUCACAAGAAUUGAAGUCCGGCAGUUUCAUGCUACAUCAAAGGAGAAGCGGGAUCAGGCCAAGAGCAUGCUGGAAUCCUGGUAUGAGAGGACUUGGGAUAAGCCUAAUAAGACUAAAGUGCUGCAGGAUGGACUGGAGCGUGCUGGUCGUAGAGACCUGGCUGAGAGGCUGCGCUGUCUUCAUUGGGGCCACCAGAAACUCAGCCGCAGAGUCGAGCUGCCCUCUGCCUUCCCCUUUCUCAUAACCGUCCACAAGACAAUAGAUAACAAGGAGGCCCUGAGAAGAAUAAAUGAGCUUAAUCGCAGUUUCAACUAAUAUCAUUGCUGGGAAACAAUAAUACAUUCUUAAGUUCUCAGAUGUUCUGGAUACUCCAAACAUAAUUUAAAUGGAUUUAUCAUGCAGAACACUUUUAAUUAUGUAAAACAAAAACUGUUGGUUUUUUUUUUUAAGUUGAAGGGCAUUAAUGAUAUUGUUUUCACACUGAUGUACAGUUUGCAUAGUUUUAAUGCUUUCAAAUUAUUUAGGGCAACUCAGACAGAUGCAGCAUUAUUUUACUGAAACUAAUACCUUAGGAAAUCUUUUAUACUUCUUGUAAUAUUCAAAAUAAAUUUAAAACGGUUCAAUCUGUACUUCCCUGGAUUCCAGGAAUCUACUAGUUGUUGUUUUUUUGUUUGUUUGUUUGUUUUUUUAACACAGGGACUGACUAACCAGGUAAAUAAACAAAACCAGGCCACGUGACAGCAAUUUGGUCACAGCUAGCUAUACAUUUCCUAUCCAAUACCAUUCCGUGAGAAAGCCUAUACGUUAACCAGCUAUAUAAGUAAUGUAAAGUCUACUUCACAGCAAAUCAUGUUAUAUCUAUUCCAGCCAACUGUUUCUAAGCAGCAGGAUAGAUAUGAAUGCUGGAACAACGAUAGGUCGAGUCAACCAAACUCAGUGUGUGUAGCCAAUCAAUGCUGUGUGCGUCCAUGUUGGAAGUGUUGCCAGGUGCCUAAGAAACCCUCAUAUACGGGAUACUUGAACUGACGCUGAUUGGUUAAUUUUUUUGUCCGCUGUUUGGGGGUUGGGCCUUCUGAACACAUUACGAAUUAUAUCAUAUACACAUAUUAAAACUUUUAAUAUACAUUUAAACGGC
This is a messenger RNA of Ictalurus punctatus (channel catfish), 1379 nucleotides long. RefSeq lists its product as uncharacterized. Gene Ontology annotation, molecular function: protein binding. The record is from RefSeq and is a predicted model, not a curated record. NCBI's taxonomy places the organism in Eukaryota, Metazoa, Chordata, Actinopteri, Siluriformes, Ictaluridae. Gene Ontology annotation, biological process: signal transduction. The transcript has 4 exons. Bases 140 to 559 code for a protein of 139 amino acids.